This is a messenger RNA of Filobasidium floriforme, 4720 nucleotides long. RefSeq names its product sterol-sensing domain of SREBP cleavage-activation-domain-containing protein. The record is from RefSeq and is a predicted model, not a curated record. Gene Ontology annotation, cellular component: endoplasmic reticulum membrane; Golgi membrane. Gene Ontology annotation, molecular function: sterol binding; protein binding. The transcript has 3 exons. Bases 162 to 4610 code for a protein of 1482 amino acids. NCBI's taxonomy places the organism in Eukaryota, Fungi, Basidiomycota, Tremellomycetes, Filobasidiales, Filobasidiaceae. Gene Ontology annotation, biological process: SREBP signaling pathway.
AAUCGACUUCCACUUGACUAUGGCAACAAGAUGUAUUCCCACGCAAUCUCACUCCAGAUAGCCGCCCGUUGAUCUUAUCCUGAUACUGGCGAUCUCCAGGUUCGGAAACCACAUCGACCUACCCGGCACCGUACGGUGAACCGUAAAACAGGUGCUCGGCCAUGUCACACCACCCUACCAGGCCAUCCAGACGACAUCGCUUACCAUCUUACGAACGGCUGACUCCUAGUAACACUAACACCGGUCUCAAUAACGAGGGUCACAAACAUGCCUCGAGUUCGACGUUGGGAUCGGGCUUGUCCGUACCGGCUACUAGUACCUCGAAGACGAAAGCACGAUCAGGCUCGGGGUCGGCUCUCAAACCGAAAAUGACUCCAAAUUCGAGUUCGAAUAAGAAGAGGGAGGCUAGGUUUGCCAAGACGUGGUUGGUAGAGGGUUUCAAGGCGUUCGGGCGGCAUAUCGCGAGGAACCAGAUCCGGGUCCUGUUGAUAGACAGCUUUGUCAUGACGACCCUCUUCUACCCAGCACUCGCUUUGCAACUACAACGAUCCGCUCGAUCGAGGUCUUCCUCUUCCUCUUCUACUUCUACAACAUCUUCUCGUCCAUCCUCAUCCUCAUCGUCAGCACCAAUACCACCAAGACCUCCACAUUCACAUCUAUCGAGGAAAUCUCAUUCGCACGAAGAUCCCCUAUCCCUCCUCUCUACCCCGCUGCUGGACAGUUUCUUCCCAUACCCGGAACCUGCUUUCGAAUUCGGAGAGUUCCCGAGAUUCUUUUGGGAGCUGGAGGGCGAUUCUGGAACGGGAUCAUCGUCGUCAUCGUCGUCAAUAUCAGAGAGGAUCGGGUCGGGCGGGGCGAGUGGGAUCGUCAAGGAAGACACUUGGGGUGCGGACUCGAAUUCGACCUGGAUCGUCGAAGAUGUUUCAAACGACAAGUCAGGCGGAUCCGGAACCGUACAUUCCGACAUCGGCUCGAGUAUCGGUGAUUCGGGCUCGAGGACCACUACGAGGAUCAUCGCUGCUCCGAUCGUAUGGACCGACGUACAGACCGUCUUGACGACAUCUCGGUCGUUCGGGGGGAGUCCAUUGGAUUCGUUAGAUGACGACGGAAAAGGAGGAACAAGAAGAGGAGAUGGGGGAAGGAAAUCAGCUGGGUCAAGUGCGGUAGACGAACGGCUAGCACAGGUCGUAGACGAGCUCGGACGUCGGCCUGGCGUGAGGUCUGUCACAUGCUUCGACCCGGUCACUGGACAGAAGACUCGAUCUGGUGCUUGUCUAUCGCGCGUCGAUGGCCGGGAUGAAAGUACAGCCUCUGGAGUCGCUUAUCUCAAGAUCGAGCAGGAGCAGGUCGCCCGGUCCGGGUCCACGGCACGCUCGAUCGAGGAUGUCUGGCAAGAUGUCAACCGCGAGAUAGAAAAAGGGAGUGAGAGCAAGGUUGGAACGAUAAUUGAGUCGAGUAGGCUAGGGCAGGUCGAGGGUAAAACUCGAUCGGUCUCUGUGAGACCCCGGUCUGCUUACAAUUCGGUUUCGAUGCCGAGUUCGCCCUCGCAACACCCAAAUCCAAAAGAGAUCCCCUCGCCUAUCAUCGUCCUCUACGUCGUCCUCGUCACAUACCUCCUAGUGCUCCUUUCCCGGGCCACCAAUGUGCAUUCUCGGUUCGGUCUCGCCUUUACCGGCGUUGUCGAGCUCGCUUGCUCAUCCAUCAUGUCGUUCAGCGUGAUGGCUCUCCUCGGAUUCGGUGACGGGAAAAAGGGGUUCAAGGAGGGCGAGGCGAUCGUGCCGUACUACAUCCUGCCAUUCGUCAUUCUCAUCGUCGGCGUGGAGAACAUGUCGGCCAUCGUCAAGGCGGUGUACAGCGUGCCCGUCUCGUACUCGGUCCCGGACAGGGUCGGCCUGGGACUGGCUAAAGUCGGGCCCAGCUUGCUAUUCACAUCGUUGUCCGACAUUGCCAUCCUCAGCGUCAUCGGCUUUUUUGUCAAGCUCGGGCCCGUCAGGGAUUUCUGCCUGUUUGCCAGCAUCCUCAUCGUCGUCCAUUUCUGGAUGUUGAUCACGUUCUUCCUUACGGUCCUCUCCAUCGACUGCCAGCGGUUGGAGUUGGACGACCUGUUAAGGCAAGUUUCGGAAAUACCUAUCCGGAAGGAUCUCAUGGGGGACAGCCGGCAAACAAGGAACAGCGGCCAAUUAGCAGACAAGAGCGGCCGUACGAGAAGUGGAAGCCUGACUUCGGAUUUCGCCAAUUCGACAUGGAUUGCAGGAGCAAGGAAGGCUUGGAAGGCGAGAACAGCGAGAGGUGGCAGUUUGAUCCUGCUUCUGACGCUUCUCACCGGGCUGUACUAUGCCAACGAGUCUCGGGAUGCUCGCCAGACACUGAUAUCACUCGGAAGACGCGGCGGUGUCCUCGGACAUGCCACACCUACCCUGCUCGCUGCUAGUAACGGCUCGGCCGCUUCGUCCAGGGUCUGGCAAGCCAUUCGACACGAUCUAACAGAUCAAGCUGUCAUCCUUAUCCUCCCCGUUACCCGCAUCCUGUUACCUUCGCCCGGUCAUGCGAUAACUCCACAGGACCUCGUCGACUCGCUUCCCUUGAUAUCUCGACCCGUCUUGCCCCGGCUUAAACCGGUGUUCUACUUCUUCAAGAUCAUACUCCUCCCUCAAUGCUUGACUGCUUUUAUCGUCUGGUUGAUCUUGCUCUACCUGCUCAAGGAUGCCGAGCUAUUGGACGCCCAGCGAAACAAGAAGUACGCAGGAGAGGUCGUCGAUGAGCUGAGCUCUGAGGAAGAUCAUCAAGUAGCCAAGCCGGAAGUCAACCGUUCAAUCCGCUUUGCUCGUCAGAUGACAUCGCAGGUUGUCCUAUCGUGCGAGAGUGAUGUCCGCGAUGUUGUAAUCGCCACUCAGAGGAACGUGGGUCUGGCGAUCUCGAUCACGGGUCAAGUCAUAUUGUUCAGGCCGAUGGGUGAUCCAAUAGGCAAGGACCCGUUGUUGACAACCAUGAUUUCAAACGGGGUCGUCGUCGCUGCGAUCACUCAGGACGGCAAGUACGCUUGUGUCACCAGUCAAUCCGGCCGGCUCCGGUUCUUUGACAUCUCGGCCUUGGACAAACCUCGCUCGAUUGGGGACGCAAGUCUUCCUGACAGCACGAACGCGACCCCGGUGGCCAUGCGCUUGACCCAUCUCAGUAACAUGGAAGCAACGGGAUGGUCCAGCCAUCUUACAACAGAGCUGGCCGCUACUGUAGCCUUCUCAGACGGAUCGGUCUGGAUCUUCAGCUCAGACCGAUCUUUCCAGGCCCUCAGAGUCGUCAUGUCUGCCGAUACUGUGAAAGUAAUCCGAUUCAUGUCAGAUGGAGAUUCUGGUCAAUCUCGUCUUGUCAUCAGCAGCGAUACGGAGACAACGGUCUGGCAAGCCGCCGGAUCCGAUAUUCGAGACCCAUGGACCGAGAUCUUCAAGCACAAGCACGCACUAUCGGGCUUGACCACCACAGCGAUCACAGCGUUUAGUAUCCUGGACACGGAACACGUUGCAAUCGGCAAUGUCAAAGGCUUCUUAUCAAUAUGGUCUCUCGAGACGCUAUCUUGCUGCUGGAGUGGGCCGAUGUUUGGUACCGGCGGCGGUCUACCGAUCGAUCGCCUAGAGUGCGUCGUAAUACCUGUCGAGCUGUGCACACAUUGCAGCCGUACCAAAUCGCAGACCUGCAUGAUUAUCGGCUCGACUACUGCUUCGGUCACUGAUAUCGAAUUUCAAGCGAAACAUGAAAACCAAGACCCUUGUUCUUGCGCAACGUCAACGCGGAAUACCCCCGGGAUCCGCCCCGUCGACAAAUUGCUCUCUAUCCCUAUCAAGCGAACUCCACGCAGAGCUUCUCGGACUUACCAGGCGCCUUCGCCAGUCAACAUUCCCGACCGCCGCUCACCCUCGCCUAGUCCCUCUCAAACCCGCUUGCAUACGAAUCAGGCGUAUACAGACUCGCCGCCCAAAUCCGAGGUGACCAAUCUCGACUCUGACAUCGAGGACAUGGAACGCGCCUCUCAUGAAUCGCUCGAUCGCCUAGUGAACGAUUCGACCCUCCGAUGGACUAGGACGCGGUCCAAUGAAAGGGCGAUGCAUAGGGGGAGCUUUGCCUUGCUCGCGGACCCUGGUAUACUGGUCAUCACUCGAAAGCAAGCUGCCAACGCGAACGAGAGCCUGGACGCUCAAUGGCAGACCGUCGUCGUAGACCUCCUCUCCGCAGAUCACCGCGACGAAGCGCUAAUCUCGUUCACACCGAGUCUCUCACCCGAACCCAAACCGCUGGCCAAAGAUCCUACCAAUAGAAACAUGUCAUUGAGCGCCAUGCGAGCAAUGCGACUAGCUUCGCUCAACAAGUCAGCUUCAACACAGAGGUCUCCCGGCGUGAGACAUCCCCUGCUUGCCUUUUCCCGCGCCAAGUCGGUGCGCGUCCCAAGGAAUGAUCUCUGCCUGAUCGUGACCGGAAAUAUCGUACAUUCACGUACAGUGCCGACCAGCUCGCCAAUCUCUGCACCCCCUACCAUCAUCGAGGAACCGCCUCGCAAAUUGUCAGCAUUUCACACUGCGCCAUUGGCACCACCAACAUUGGUAACGCCGCGCCGAUAACCAACAACAGAAACGUAACUCGCCUCAUUCUUGAGAACUUGCAUAGAUGGUCGCAUUGUCCGAAGUUGUAUAGCAAGCGGAAUAUUGAAAUGUAUAUGCAUCACAUCGGC